UGUUGAGGUGUUUUGUGAAAUGUACUGUUAAGUGCAGAAUUGCAGAUAGGUGGACAUUACAUCUCCGGCCAUGGCGACCCAGUUUUUGAAGAACGAAGUGCUGCCCUUUGCGACUAUGUUCAUGGUGGAGACCUGCGAGAUGUCAAUUGUGAUUCUUGCAAAAGCCGCCAUGAAUGCGGGCUUGAACACCCUUGUGUACGUCGUUUACUACAACUCCCUCGGCACUCUCCUCCUCCUUCCAUACGUCGUCUUCUACCGUAGAAGCAGAACUCACCCUCUUCCUAUUAGCUUCUCGAUUCUCCAUAGAUGCUUCAUCCUCGGCUUGCUCGGGAUUUGUUUGCUUCAGAUCCUUGCUUAUACUGGGAUCAACUACAGCUCCCCAACUCUGGCGGCAGGGAUUGGAAAUUUGAUGCCCGGUUUCACCUUUAUUCUAGCAGUCAUUUUCAGGAUGGAGAGGUUAGAUUUAAGAGAGAUUACUAGUCAGGCAAAAUCUUUGGGCACUGUAGUGGCUAUUACAGGUGCAAUGGUCAUGACUUUGUAUCAAGGACCUACCCUUUUUGGAUCUACACAUUCUGAAUCAACUCACCCACCUCUUGAAUCAACUCACCAAUCUCUCUUAUCACAAAACUCAAACUGGGUUCUUGGUGGUUGCCUCAUUACUCUUACUUCCCUUAUGUCUUCUGGGUGGAAUAUUCUUCAGACUGCUACUUUGAAGGAGUACCCUGAGCAACCCACAGUAGUGUUCUUCUUUUGUUGUUUUGGAACCAUACAAUGUAUAAUUUACUCUGCAAUAGCAGAAAGAAAUCUAGAUGACUGGUUGCAGCUUCCUGGCAUUGCGAUUAUAGCCAUUGUCUUCUCAGCUGUCUGUGGGUCAGUGUUUCGUUUCAAUGUCUUGACUUGGUGUUUGGACAAGAAGGGUCCUCUUUAUGUAGCCAUGUUCAAGCCUGUGGGAGUGAUCAUUGCAGCAAUCAUGGAGAUCAUGUUCCUCGGAGGUUCGCUUCAUUUGGGCAGCGUGAUCGGAGCUAUCAUAAGCUCUGCUGGAUUUUACACCGUGCUGUGGGGGCAAGCCAAAGAGAACGCUGCUAUGCUCAAGCUUGAUGACAGUGAUUGUGGCGCCAAAUCAUCGAGCAACAGAGCCCCUCUGUUGGAGUAAUGUAAUGCAGGAUACUAUCUGAAGCUGGAUAUUGUUAUUAUUGUAUGCUUAUGCUUUGCAGAACAGGUAAUUAGAAAUUCAUUAAAAGCUUAAGCUUAAAGCAUGGUUUCAGUAUCCUCAAUCUUCAAAAAUUCAAGUAAAAUUUGUAAUGGGUAAUCUCUAUUAAUAGUGGAAUGAAUGAAUGAUUGAUUCAGUAUC
Ipomoea nil (Japanese morning glory) is the source of this 1351-nucleotide messenger RNA. RefSeq names its product WAT1-related protein At5g40240-like. Gene Ontology annotation, molecular function: transmembrane transporter activity. The transcript has 7 exons. NCBI's taxonomy places the organism in Eukaryota, Viridiplantae, Streptophyta, Magnoliopsida, Solanales, Convolvulaceae. Gene Ontology annotation, cellular component: plasma membrane. Bases 71 to 1153 code for a protein of 360 amino acids. The record is from RefSeq and is a predicted model, not a curated record.